This is a messenger RNA of Ciona intestinalis (vase tunicate), 2330 nucleotides long. RefSeq lists its product as uncharacterized. The record is from RefSeq and is a predicted model, not a curated record. NCBI's taxonomy places the organism in Eukaryota, Metazoa, Chordata, Ascidiacea, Phlebobranchia, Cionidae.
AUACGUUUUAAUUUAUCUUUUUAAAUACGACAGCGAAGAUCAUAUUAUGAAACAACGAAAUUACCAGCAAAACGUCAUUUUUUGGAGUUUUUAAUCUGUUACUAUUAAUAAAACAAAUAAGAGAAGGGUAUUAGCUACAAAUGAAUGACAUUUUUUAGUUGUUUUUUUUCUUUGUUACUGUUAUUAAACAACGAAGAGAAAGGAAUUAGCCACAAAAUGACUAGUUUUAUAGUUGUUUUACUGUUGCCGUCUAGGUAGAAAAGGAAACGAAUGAAUUCCAUUGUUUAAGUAUUGGCGGGUCGCCUUAACGUUGUAAUGUAAACCUAAGUUAAGUUGAGCAAAUAUUGGGGAUUGUUUAUUUUGUGAUUUACAACUAAAACUGCGGAGGUGUAACUUACAUGGUAGCUAGAAAUGACGAAUGUUUAGUGUUUUGGGGGAACAGACUCCCCAAUGUUGUGUUUAAGGUUUGAAUAAUAAACACUGAAAUUAAAACUCAGUAUAAACAAAGUUUUGGGAGAAAAUAUAAAAAAGGAUAUUUAGAUGGAUUGAGAUAAAACGAUGCUUGUUGUUUUUGUUUUAUAAAUGACGUCAUUAAUUGUUUGAUUACAUCAUACUGACGUCGUUAACGUUAAAUUAUGACAUAAUUUAUAAAUAUGGCGGAAAUAGAUUAACAUUUAAACAGGAGUUAAAUAAGAAAUGGAACCUUAACAAUAUGAUAUAAAUUUUGUAAUUUUUAUUCGAAAAUAUUCAAAACAAGUUUUAAUAUAUUGGCGGUUGAAUAUAUUGUUGUAAACAUUACUCUGCUGAAGAGAUAAAGCGCGGUCGGUGAUUCCAUUGUUCAUCAAUUGUUCGGUAAUACCAGCACCGUUUCAAGCGUACUUGUGACGUGACAAUGGAACCCAUUAUGACAUCACAGGAAGCUUUGUUGGUUCGGAAAGUCGCUACUACGUCACCGUGCAUUGUGACGUCAAAAUACAAUCGAAUACGAAGCGACAUCGAACGUAGAUUGCGUCACACCAACAACCAACAAUCGCUUCAAGUUUUCCUCCGACUCAUGAGAGGAGGACACGUCAUCAACGAUGACGUAAACAAAGACAACAGUCCGAACAUAGUGGCACCCCCUACCACCCCCAUACCUUCGUUGAACGAUGGACCAGCGGAUGAUGACGUCACGAUAGAGGAUAAUACGUCACGCGUGACGUCAUACUCACGAAAGCAGAAGGAAAGUCCAAGGAAGACACAAAACAAGCCACCCAUCAUGCUGAACACGUGGGUUCAACACAACGACACGUGGUUGACGAUGAGAGGUCGUAACAUCCGGUUGCAGCAUCAAGACCACGUGAGAAACGCACUGACCGGAACGAGAGCUACGUCACGUGCAGAAGUCAAAGGUCACCGCCCCCGCAGCGUGACCCCGCGUUACCCCAUCCCCAGUUACUAUGGCAAUAUGAUCAACAAUGGUUCUACUAUUACGCCACAAAGAGCGACCUCCACCCCCCUAGUUACCAACGGUUACUAUAGCAACCUGAUGACGCAACAACCGCGUCGACGCGACACCCAGCGUUGCCAUAGCAGCAGGACAACCCCGGAUUCGACGCGAUCGAUUGUUAUUAGAAUACCAACUUCCGCUAAAAGUACAACGUGACUUACGUGCCCAAAACUGACGUGACUAACUUACGUGCCCAUUCAUUGUUAAAACGUCUACGUGACUAACUUACGUGCCCAUUAUUAGCUACAUGCCUACUGAUAACUUACGUGCCCAUUAUCACACGUACCUUAGAAUGAAGAUCCACUGUCGGAGCCAUGCAGGGGGGUGAGGGGUUUCCCCCCGUGUAGUGUGAUGUCAUACUCGAAUACGUCAUGCGGCGUCUGUGACGUAACAACAACAAAUGUUAAAUAUGUGCAAUCAUGCAUGCGAUGGAUCAUAGAAACAAUAUAUAACACGGUAAUGGGAUGUCUAUGUUUGGGUGAUUACUCACUAAGACCAUUAUUUGAUAACACGACUUUCCCGCUAUAAAUAAUCGACAUUAUGACGUCAUAUAAGAAGUUCUCAAGCGUUGUUUCGUCACAUUCGUCAUUCUCAAGUGGGAUGACGUCACAGUAGCUAUUCUUACUUAUUGUUACAUCACUUAAGAUGAGUAAUGUUAUAAUUGUAAUGUGAUUGUGACGAAACAAAAACAUUCUAAAUCAACUGUUUUUGGGGAAAAUACUUAUAUUUUUUUUCUAUUUUGGUUCAAAUUUCGUUAAAUACGAUGAUUUAGCGCCAAGUCUAGACGUUUCCCGUCCUCUCCAUUGUUUUAUUGUUUGUAAAUAAACAAGUGACUCGACUG